UCAUAAUAGUUCACAUUUUCUUAGCAGUUAAUCAAAAAAUGCCGAUUCAACAUAAGAAGAAUAAUUUAGCGAUGAUAAGCGCCUCUUGGAUGGUGCUAGUAUUCGUCAUUGCAGCUCAUGUCGAUGCCAUUCGCGGUGUUGAUAUCAUUGACGGUGUAUUAAACACCACCAAAAAUGUCAUUGGUGCUGUGCCACUGUUCAAUGCCACCAAUAAGCCAAUCGGGCCAAUCCCGGCUAUUUGCAAACUAAUGAAGUUCGAACAGGCUUGCAUUGAUACCUUAAACAAAGCGGAACCCCGCCACGUAAAUGAUCCGAAAGAACUUAUUAAGAUUGGAUUCCAGUCGAACUUGGUGCAACUCCAUGGAUCACUCAGUUUUUCAGGAGGGUUGCUGAGGCGGGAGAGAGAACCAAGGGCCAAGUUGGCUCUUCACAGUUGUCAGGAGCUUAUGGAUUAUGCAAUCGAUGGAAUCAAUAGAUGUUUCGAACAUAUAAAUCCUUUGGAUAUCUUCAAGAUUUGUGACGUCGUAAAAGACUUGCAAGUUUGGUUAUCGGCGGCAUUGACGUACCAAGACACAUGUUUGGAUGGUUUUGAAAGCUCAAACAGUAAUUCUGGGGUAUCCAUGAAAGGAUCAUUAAAGUCUACAAUGGAGCUGACUAAUAAUGGACUUAGCAUGGUUUCUGAACUCACAAAAAUCCUUGGCAUUUUCAAGAUUCCAUUUCUUCACCAUGGAGAAGAACCGGAAUCAAAUUCCGAAUCAGAAGCGUCCACUGCACAAGGUUUCUUCACAGCAGGGGAACCAAAGUCAGAAUCAGAAUCAACUUCUCAAGAACCGAAGUCAGAAUCAGGAUCAACUUCUCAAGAAUCGAAGUCAGAAUCAGAAUCGACUUCUCAAGGCUUGUUCACUGCAGGGGACUCGAAAUCAGAAUCAGAAUCAGAAUCAGAAUCGACUUUACCAAGUUGGGCCACGGCAGGGCAGCGCAAACUCCUGCAAAGCAAUUCCGAUUCGAUCACUCCUAAUGUUGUUGUAGCCCUUGACGGGAGCGGUAAGUAUAAGUCAGUCGGGGAUGCACUCCAAGAGGUUCCUAUGAAGAACAAGAAACCAUUUAUAAUUUAUGUAAAGGAGGGUCUUUAUAAUGAAUGGGUCAACAUUACCAAGCAAAUGACCAAUGUGAUGUUGAUUGGAGAUGGCGCCACAAAAACAAAGAUCACCAACAACAAAGGCUUUACGGACGGGAUCAACACUUUUUCAACCGCAACAUUCAGUGUCGUUGGAGAUGGUUUCAUGGCCAAGGACAUUGGAUUUGAAAACAGCGCAGGAGCAGUUAAACACCAAGCUGUGGCAUUGAGGGUCUCGGCCGAUAUGUCUAUCUUUUAUAGAGUACAGAUUGAUGGUUACCAAGACACAUUAUAUGCUCACGCCAAUCGCCAAUUUUACAGAGAAUGUACCAUCACUGGGACAAUAGAUUUCAUUUUUGGUGCUGCAAUGGCAUUAUUCCAAAACUGCAAAAUCAUAGUAAGGAAACCUAUGGAAAAUCAAUCAAACAUGGUGCUCGCCAGUGGAAGGAAAACGAAAUAUGACCCAGCUGCCCUCGUCCUCCAGAACUGCACCAUCACCGCAGACCCCUUGUUGUUCCCCGAGAGGUUUACGUUGAAGUCCUACUUGGGUCGGCCGUGGAAAGAAUAUGCAAGACACAUAAUCAUGGAUAGUCAAAUUGAUGACUUGAUCGAUCCGGCAGGUUGGCAUGAAUGGAUGGGCGACUUUGGUCUCAAUACUUGCUUCUUUGCAGAAGUUAAUAACAGGGGUCCUGGUGCUGCCUUGACAAAAAGAGUUAAGUGGCGUGGUGUAAAGACGGGAGCCCUGCCUCCAGAACAUUUUAAACAGUUCACUGCCACUUCUAAUGUUAUGAAGGGUGGUAAGUUUAUCAUGAAUUCUGGUGUCCCCUACACUGCAGGAAUGUGAUUUAUCAUGACUUCUGGUGUCCCUUACAAUGCAGGAAUGUGAUGAUGUACAUAGUUUCAAAGAGUCCGUCAGAUAUACAAUCUUGACCGGGACGACUAAAAAAGAAGAAGAAAGCUACCAAAGCGUUUAUACUCUCAAUACGUCGAUUUUUUAUGAUCAAGUAGGAAUUAAGCAGCCGCAAUAUUUGCAUACUUAGUCAAUCCAGUCCUCUCGAUCGUCACUAGUGUUUUUUUCCUUACGAAAACCUGUACGAUCAUUUUUGUGUGAAUGUACAUGCAUGUUGGUUCAUGGAUCAAUAAAAUUUUGUAAUUACUAUUUAGUCUAUGCUUGUGCAAUCCCAUCUACCGAGCUAGCUAUAUUGCAAUAUGAAACUAAGAUCGAUCA
Molecule: messenger RNA, 2345 nt
Organism: Papaver somniferum (opium poppy)
Lineage: Eukaryota; Viridiplantae; Streptophyta; Magnoliopsida; Ranunculales; Papaveraceae
Product: pectinesterase-like
Exons: 2
Coding region: 39-1961 (640 amino acids)
Biological process (GO): cell wall modification
Molecular function (GO): pectinesterase activity; pectinesterase inhibitor activity
Source: RefSeq, a predicted model, not a curated record